Messenger RNA from Trypanosoma rangeli, 509 nucleotides. RefSeq lists its product as uncharacterized. Lineage: Eukaryota; Euglenozoa; Kinetoplastea; Trypanosomatida; Trypanosomatidae. The annotation marks the transcript as partial. The transcript has a single exon. The record is from RefSeq and is a predicted model, not a curated record.
UGUACNCGGGCGAGCGCGAGCACUGCAGAGAACUGCAUUGCGGGGCGCAGAACUCAGCCUCUACAAAACCAUCCUGGAACGUUGAUCGUCACAGCGCGCAGGUGCCUCGGUGCAGAUGGCGCAGCAUUCUGCCACGCUUUCCAAACCUCCAGCACCUGAGGUCGGGGGCGCCCUCAUUGACUCGCUCUCGCAACGGCGGCCUGGGCGCUGCCAGAGGUGUUAGGUUUUUGUGUGCGGUGCGCUCAAAGCCUCCCAGGCUCCGUCCAGUGCCGGGGAGCCGCCGGACCACACGUUCCACCGACAAGUGCCCGCUAUGUGUUUUUCCAUCAGUCGUCGCAAAGCCGCACUGCGUGCAUACAACCGCCCGCCCCGCAGGCAUCGCCGCAAGUGCGCCUACGUGUGGCCAAAACCUUCUGCCCGAGCAGCCUCUUGGCAAGGCAGCGGCUGCACCUCUCCCAGCCGAUGCUGCACCGCCUGGAACUAAACGCGGGCACGCCGUUGCUCGCUGA